Molecule: messenger RNA, 807 nt
Organism: Knipowitschia caucasica
Lineage: Eukaryota; Metazoa; Chordata; Actinopteri; Gobiiformes; Gobiidae
Source: the annotation of a GenBank genome assembly
AUGAGCCAGCGGAAACGGCUUUCUAACACACAGGGCGCCUCUCAAAACAAGAGGCGCUCAGAUUCUUUAGCAGAAGAUGACAGCGAGGUGCCCUUCACUCAGCCCAGCUCCUCACAGGUGCAGCGAGGCCUGGCGAGGGUCUCUAACGCACAAGUUGAACAGAAGGCAGCUGAGGUGGUUCAGUACAUCAUGGUGAAGGACCAGAAGAAGAUUCCAGUCCGCAGAGCAGAUUUGGUGAAACACGUGAUCAAAGAUUACAGAAACAUUUACCCUGAGAUCAUGAAACGAGUGCUGCAGACCUUCUCUCAGGUCUUUGGUCUGGAGCUGGUGGAAAUUGACACUAAAGCCCAUGUUUACAUUCUGAUCAACAAACUGGAGCCGCACGAAGCAUUGACAACCAAUCAGGGCUCCGUUAACCCCAAGACAGGCCUCCUGUGGGUCAUUUUGAGUGUGAUUUUUAUGAAACGAGGAGCCGUUAAAGAAGGUCUCAUCUGGAACACAUUGAAGAAGCUGCGAGUGGAUCCUGGGGAAAGGCAUGAAGUGUUUGGAGACGUGAAGAAGCUGGUCACGGAUGAGUUUGUGCGGCAGAGGUAUCUGGAGUACGUGAGGAUCCCUCACACCGAGCCCCUUGAGUGUGAGUUUCGCUGGGGCCAACGUGCUGAGCUGGAGGUGUCCAAACCACAGAUCCUGCACUUCAUGGGACAGCUUCACGAGCGGGAGCCUCAGUCCUGGAGCCAACAGUACAGAGACGCCCACCCCAGCCUUGGGGCCCCUGGUCCCUCACAGCCCAGCAGGAGCCAGAGAUGA